This is a messenger RNA of Lymnaea stagnalis (great pond snail), 13857 nucleotides long. NCBI's taxonomy places the organism in Eukaryota, Metazoa, Mollusca, Gastropoda, Lymnaeidae. The record is from the annotation of a GenBank genome assembly.
GUUGAUGUCCUCUUGGAUGAAAAUGAUGAUGAGCUGAAAGUUAAACCCCUAAAAAAGAAAAAGAAGAAAAGACGAAAAGAUACCACUUUGCAAGCAGCCAUCCCUACACCACACCAAUCAGACAGUGAACAGAUUCAAUCUCUUAAAGGGAAAAGAAGAAAAAAGCUGAUGCAUUCAUUUGCAGAACAUGAUGGAGAAGAUGAUCUAUUGUUGCUUGAAGAUUCAACAAAUAAUAUUGUCAAUUAUUUAGCACUUGAGGAAGAAGAAGAUUACUUUGGACAGAUCCAAUCAAAUAUUGUUGGAAUUCGUUACUACAAGGGAAUGGUUCGUAUAACUUAAAAAAAUUGAAAUCUUUAAAUAUUAAAAAAAUGGUUCAAAACAUUUUACCAUUGGUCCUAAGAAGUGCUCCCACUAAGAUGUGCACUUGCACAGUGGCACAGCUAGGGACGGUCAAAGCUUUUCCAUGAAAAAAACCUCUUCAUUUGGCUAAAAAUUCUGUCCUUCAAAAUAAAGAAAAAAGUGCCACUAGGGCGGAUAACCUCCCUCCAUAACCCCCUUCUUAUAGCACUGCCCUUGCACGAAACUUGUACCACACCAGCACAAUAGAUAAAUUUUGUUGCACACAUAAAAUUUCACUGUAGUGCAGAUGCGCUCAACCCUUGUCAUUUAAGUUGGCCAUUUCAUGGUUGGAGACUUUAAAUUUUAAUGUAAAUAACAAGAGGAUGAUAAUUACAUAUGUCUUAAUCAAAAUUUGUUUAAUAGUUUAAAGGGAACAUUGCCAUUAUUCUGAUUAAAAAGAAAUGAAUUUGACCAAAUUUUGGUUCAAACUGACCAUUUUUAGAGGGACAUAUUUUAUUCUUUUCACUGCUAUUCAUAUUUUCUUCUCACAUCAUGUCAGAUUAGAUGGGACUAUGAAACCGUAAACCCUGUUGAGAAAUUUGAGUUUGUCUACCACUUUUUGACCUGAGACAUUUUUAUCUACCUUUUAUUUAAUUAAUAGAUAGUAAAAGUAAAAAAUUAUCUCUAGCUCUGAUCCAAAUCCCUGAUUUCUAUUUUCUAAUUGUUAUCUCUGAAAUUAACUGACGCCACAGUCAUUAUAAUAGUUAAUGUUCAGGUUAUAUUACAUGACAGAGCAAUAAUUAUCCAUAACAUUUCACAUGUCUAUGUGAUGAACAAACAAAUUUAUUUAUAUGAUUAAGUCUAUGAACUUUUCUACUAAUAAACUAAAAUUUUCCAUCAAAUGAACUUUUAUACUUUUUAAAUCAGGUGUCAAAUAAGGAAAUGGUAACUCUUGUUAGAGAACCACACAAUAAAUUUGAUCGUAAUGCUGUGAAGGUUUUAAAUAUGGCCUCACAACAAGUUGGACAUAUUGCAAGACAACACGCUGUUGCAUUAGCCGUUAUCAUGGAUAAAUCAUUAGCCAGAGUUGAAGGGUAAGUCUAAGAUUGCAAAUACAAUUAAUUCCUUUUUAAAAAACUUUUUCUUUUUAUAUGGUAAAAAGGGGAGAGAAUCAAGCUAGGUAAAACGAAAUGAGUGAAUCAAAGUAUGAUAAAACCUGGAAAAAGGAAUAAACAGGCAUAAUGACAUAAGAAAUUCAUUGUCAAUGAUAUUUUUCAAACUUUUGGGGGGUCAAAAUAACUUACAAAUCGAAACAUGUUAAAGAAAAAAAAACAUACAAAGUUCUGGUAAGAGUAUAGGUUGACAUGAAUGCUUUAUGGCUUUCUUGAAUGUAAAUUUCAAUAACCUUACUUAUUUUUCUAGGGUUCAUUUUUAAAUUUAACUUCGAUUUUCUUCUUUUUUUUUUGCCUUUUUCAACUCCCUUUAGUCUCAUACUGCUGUAUAAAAACACUUCUCAAAUUAAAAAAAAAAUUAAAACAAAGUAAUUGUUAAAUGACUGUUAAAACAUAAACUCCUUCAUUGCUUUAUUUAAAUUAUUUUUUCCAGUACAAUUCCCUACGGAGCGACAGGUAAUUUUCAAAUUCCUGUAGACAUACACUUAUGGGGUUCUCCUGAGAAUAAAGAAGAAGUGUUUAAAGUAAUAAAAUCCCAUAAUGUGCCAUCAGGACCAAGGCAGGAUCUUGCUAUAAAAAAUCAAGGAAAACGUAACGCACGUCACGUUUUGUCAUCUAGGAGUCUUGUAACUCCACAAGAGGUACUGGUAUAUACGUAUGGAAAAUUUUAUGCACCAGUUAAGUUGGGAUUACUGCAGGCGCUGAGUCUGACAGAUUAUGCCUAAGAAUGCAAGCCUGGAAUGUACGAAAACGUAUGAAAGGUUUGAAGUUAUUCAAAUCUUAACAAGCACUUAAUGACUUUAGUUUGGGUCAUGUGCAUAGAAUGAGAAGUAUUGAAUUAUUAUUUUUUGGAAAAGCUUUUAUCAUAAAUACCAAAUCUUUCUGCUGCUUCUAAGCCAAUCCAGUGUUGAAAAGCAUUUUAUUUAUAACUUUUGUGAUAUAAAUUAAAAAAUAAUCUUAUGUUAUUAAAUUUUUUAAAUGGUCUAUGAUUGUUUUGUUUUUAUGUUGUUUGAUUAGCAUUAGCUUCAUUGUUUAAUUUAUUUCCUUGCUUUUAGAUAAUGCUAUCAAGUCCUAGAAAUUAAAAUCUAUAAUUAAUGUUCAUCUUUUCUCUCAAAGAUGCAAAAUGAACUGGACAAAAUAUUUGAAACACUGGAUGAAGGUGACAAGAGAUCAGAGACUGAACCAGCUGAUGUGAGAUUCUUUCAUAUUUAUUCUUUUAGAAAACAAUCUAAAGAUAUACAAGCUCUUUCUUGUCUUAUUGUAGAGAUUAAAUUGAUUGAUAAUAGCUUUUAGAUAAGAUCAGAUAGGUUAAGAUUCUUUUACUGAUCCAAAUAAAUGAAAAUGUAUUUCUACUAGUAAUGAGAUUGGUUAAAUUUUACAUAAAUGCUUUAAAAGAAAUUGAGAAGAAUACCCAUGCUUCAUUUCCUGUUACAAGGCUGUGGGCACAGUGCUCUACCCCCACCAGAAGCAAGCUCUCAACUGGAUGAUUAGUAAAGAGAACACAGACACUCUGCCACCAUUUUGGGAAGAUCACAAUGGUCGCUAUUGGAACACUUUGACCAUGUUUACGUCUGAUGUGAAACCAAGCAGUGUGCAUGGAGGUAAAACUUGAGUAACUCAGCAAAUAGGGAAAAGAAUAAUAUAAAAGCUUACAGAUUAUUAAUAUAAUAUAAUAUUUUACUACAUUUAAAUAUAUAGAAAAUUGAUAUUUUAUCUGUGGCUAAAUUAUGAAGGAAUUGUUGAUUAAUUGCCAUUAAAAUAAGCUUUAAAGAAGAAAUUUGAAUUUUUUAAAAAAAUAUAUCUCUAAUAUAUAAAUAUUAAAGCAUGGAAGUAAUUCCCUCGCUAUCCCUCACUCUUCGCUUAUGUCUCUAAUAAUAGGAGGGAAUAUUUUUACAAUUUUGGAGAUAAAAAAAUUACAGAUAGUUUUUUAAAACUGCUUUCAACAUUUCUUUAUCUCCAUAAAUUAAUACAUUUUGGAUUAUUUUUUAGGGAUUUUAGCAGAUGACAUGGGUCUUGGCAAGACUUUGGAGAUGAUUUCAUUGAUUUUGUCUAACUUUGUGGAUGGUAAACCUCUUGCUUAUCCCUUGCCAGGAACAUGCAGGUUGCCCUUUGGAUCUGAGAACAUGGUACAUAAUUAUUUGCAACCUUUAUUUCAAGAUUUUUACAAAAAAUAAUAAAGCCACAUUGAUGAAUUCAUGUCCAUGCUCAGAGGAGUUUUAAGAACAAGCUUUUAUUCAACAGGUAUGUACAAAGAAAACAACUAUCUCAAAUUUAGAACUGCCAAAGACCAGCUCACAGGCUGUUAACAGUUCACAUCUCAAAUUGUCCCCUGAACUAAAAUUUGAAACUGGAAAAAGUUCAGCUUCAAGGCUAAUGAUUUCAAGUAAGAAUUUUAGCCAAUAAAAAAUUUUAAUUUUACUAAAACCAGAUAUCUUCAUGCAAGAGGAGAUGGAUUUUUUUUUAUUUGAAUAAUUUUAAUUAGUCACCUUUUUUUUUUUUAUAUAUAUCCUUCUUCUAUGCAGUUAAAAAAAUCUUUAUAUAUCUGACAUUUGCGACACAUAUUUUCUUCAAUUGCUUCUACCGUGAAACACAGACACAUCAAGAGAUUAUCUCAAUUUUUUUUUCACUUACAGAAGAGGCAUCAUUUUCUGGGAAUCAAUAUUCUGACCCCACCCGUCAUGAUGUUGAAGUAGAUAACAUCACAGCUGCACCAAGGCUUAGGGCAAAAAGGUGAAAUGUUAACAGAUCGAAACCUAACUUGAAAAAGCAUAAAAUUCAUUAUUUCUUUUGGAAGUUUUUAAAUACAUUACUAAGAAUGUGUUUUAAAAGGAUGGCUUCAUUAUUACACUAUUCCUAGGUGAAGAAAGCAUCAAUCAAAAUAUGUAACAAGGGGAUGUAAAAAAACACACAAACACCCCCCCCCUCCCACCCCAAUGUUGGUGCAAUGAUGAUAGUAAAAAGUAUUAUUAAAGACAUGUUGAUGCAAGGAUGAUAAAAAAAAAAAGUAUUAUUAAAUUAAUUAUGUGGCCAAUAUAACCUGAAAACAAAUUUUAAAAGAAAAGUGUGACAUGACUCGGUAGUUAAAUUCAAUAACACAUCAAGUGGGGAUCAAGGGAGAGUAGCCUCCCCUAGAGCUAUGGUAAAGAAUUUGGUCAUUUCAUCAGAAAGGAAGUUUAUUUAAUGAAGAGCGCUUCUUUUUUUCUUUCUUACAAGUUCUCUGUACCACAUUAUAAAGAAACCUGACGUGAAAGUGCUUAAAUUUACCUUUUUUUCUGCCAUAAAUUGUUAAUUCAAAGGCCUAUUGUCUUAAAUUUUUAGUUAAAGCAGUCAUAUAAAAGAGCAAUUGUAGAAGACCCAAAUUUCACCUUUCUGAACCAAAUUUUUAAAGCUUGUCCAUGCAUUUAAGAAUGUUUUGCAUUAUAAGCAUCAUUUAAACAUUUCCUACUACAUAAAUAUUUUAAUAAAUUCUUGUUUUCAGUGCUAACUCUCAUUGGCUCAGAUAGACAAGUUUUAAAAAAAAAAUACUUUUUAAGGAGCUUAUGCACUUUCAAAGCUCCUUGUGCACAUAUAGUAGUUUACUGAUGUUGUACACUCACUACCCCUUGUGUACAUAUAGUACUUAACUGAUGUUGUACACGCACUAUUCCUUGUGUACUUAUAUGACUUUACUAAUGUUGUAAAUUCACUGCUCCUUGUUUACAUAUAGGACUUAAAUAAUUAUAUACAUUCAGUGCUCCUUUGCUACAUUUUUUUUUACUAAUUAUGUACAUUCACUGCUCCUUGUGUACAUAUAGGGAUUUACUUAUAAUGUUCAUUCACUGCUUCUUGUGUACAUAUAGGAAUUAACUAAUGAUGUACAUUCACUGCACCUUGUGUACAUAUAGGAAUUUAGUAAUGCUGGAGAUCUAUGAACUUCUUUCUUUUCUUUAGGACAGUGAAGAGACCAGCUCAGUACGUAUAUGAUGAUGACAUUGUUGAUGUUGAUGAUACACAAAAGCUACCCAGAAAAAAUGGUAAGCAAUUUUCAAAAAUACAUUGUUAAAUGGGAUCUUUCAAUGGUAAACGUGAUCUUUCAUUGUUAAAUGUGAUCUUUCAUUGUAAAAUGUAAUCUUUAUCUUUCUUUAGUCUUGGAGAUAACAACCAAUAAUGGUACAAUUAAAAUUGAGUGAAGCCAAUAAAAUUUCAAAAAAUUAAUUUUACUUAAACAUCUCACAUUCUCUAGGGAAAAAAUCAAGAGGAAAAAAAAAUGACGUAAAAAGGGUUAAAUCUGUGGAAGUUGCUGAAACUGAAAGGGAUGAUUACAUGAAAAGUAAGAAGAUUAUGCAUUUUUUCACAAUGUUCCAGAUCUAGUUGUUUAAAACGUUAACAUUUACAUAAUAAAUUGUAUCUUGGACUUAUUUUAAAUUAUAUGUUGAUGUUAAUUUAAAGAUUGUUUUUGCUUUUGACAUACUUGUUAAUAGUGUCAAACUCCUGUUUAUACCUGAUUGGUUAAUUCAUCAAGUUCUUUCACACGUUGUAAUACGUCAUAUUAGCGCUGAAUCAACUCAAGUCCUUUUUCAUAAUAAUGCAAACUUUAAUAUCUAAUUAGAAUUUCAGACUGUUAAUUCCAUAUACACAUGUAUAGCCCAGCUUGCUAUCAGAGAGAAAUAAAACACAACGUCCUCUCACAAAGUUCCUUUCAAGACUGCCACAUGACUAAAACGUACAUCACAAAACAGACUAGACAAUACAUCAUAAUAAACAUAAAAUACAGCACCAAGGCAGAGUGUUCACUUACUAAUUAAUCUCUCAAACACACACUGCGCAUAAUCAUAUCCAGUCGCAACAAUUAUUGAUGAACUCCCAUACUCGACAAAUAGGAUACAGUCACGCUAUGACAAUAAAUAUAAAUUGAAUGCACUUCCAACUACACAUUAUGCCAAACAUUGCAUGAAUUAUUACUCAAGAUUUAUCUUUGUGGACAACAGCUUUCAACCAUGGUUCUGCUCAGUUGUCAAGCGUAUGUUUAUCUAACAUCUCAACGGAUGUGUUAAUGAACCUUAGCUAUUUUGAUAUGAAAAAUCUGUAGACUAUAAUUAUCAAGCCCUUUUGUGGAAAUCUUAAUUUUCUUUUCAGAAACACAGACAGAAACAGAACUACAAGAAUCACUUCCAGUUGUUCCAGCAGCAGACAAAAAGAUCAAGACAGUUUCUGGCAGUGCAAAUGACAUUGACGUCAUUGAUCUCACUGGUACUUUCAGAAAUUUUUUAAAUUUAAGUUAGAGUUUCAAGGCAAAGUAAUCUUACCCGGUUAAGCUUCAGUAAUAUAAAUUCUGUAAUCUCUGAAUGAUAAUUAUUUAUUUUAAAAAAUAUCUGAAUUGUUGUUUUAGCUGAAGAUGAACUCCCAGAUAUCUCUCCAUCAACAUCACACAAGAAGUUUGAAGGUACCGUAAUCAGGAAAAUUAAGUUUUCUAUUUUAAAUGAAUUUUUUUUGUUUGCUUGUAAACUUUUUUCUUUUAAAAUUAUUAACAAUAUAAAUAAAACCAAGAAUGUUUAUUUUCUGAAAUAUUACUUUGUCUGUUAUAAACCUCAAAUUGUAAUACACAUAUUUUUUAAGCUUUUCUUUAAAAAAAAAAAACAACUUAUAUGUAUAAUUAACCCUGUUAAUGGCCCCCAUAUUAUAUUCCAUUUUUUAUAUAUGAUCUUUGUACAGUACCAAGAAUAGAAGAGCUCCCAUCUAAUUGUGAAUUAACAUCUGGGCGUUCAUUGACACAUAGUCCAAGGGCAACAUUAAUCAUCUGUCCUCUAAGUGUGGUCAGCAAUUGGGUGGUGAGUGGACUCCAGUUCUUACAAUCUCAUGAACGUGGCCAAAUUUUAAAACACAUUACUUGUUAGGUUUGGAAUUAAGUUUUGCAACUUUUUAAAAAUAAAAAUGUCAAGCAAAUUGCAAAAUGCAGAAUUAUAAUUAACCCAUUGAAGACAUACAUGUUUAUUAAAACAUGAUGAAAAGUUAACAGCUACCACACAAUCUAGAAAUUUGUUAAAAUGAUAAAAUUAGAAAAAAAUUAUUGGAAUUGGAACAAUGUAUUUUUUUUCCCCCAAGGAUCAAUUUGAAGCUCAUGUUCAGAAGACAGUUCACAUCUUUUUGCAUGUAUACUAUGGACAAAAUCGUACCAAAACAUUUGCAUUCCUCAAGAACCAAGAUGUUGUCAUCACCACUUAUUCCACUCUUGCAUCAGACUUCAAAAUGGUACAGUUGACUAAUAUAUAAAUAUUUUCAAACUGACUUAUCUGUUUAUCCUUAGCCUUCAAAUCUAAUAUUUAUUUGACCUGUGGAAUUGUACAUUUGAAACAUAGUCUAUAGUUUAUUUCUGAUUUUUUUUCUGUUAAAUAAUUUUUUCAAAUCUGUGGAUUCAAAUUUUUUUAAUAAAUCUUAUCUCUUCUCUGAAAAUAUGGUGUUGUUCUUUUUAUAUUAAUAGCAUAAUAGUUAAAAAUAAAAGAAAAUAAUUAAAACCUUAAAAUGUUCCCUUAAAUAAAAUUAGUUAUUCUUUCUUUUUUUUCUAUAAAUAUCUAAAAAAAACUUAUCUUUACUGAAGGGUGAAACCAGGAGUCCACUACACAAAGUGGAAUGGCUAAGAAUAGUGCUGGAUGAGGGACACAUUAUAAGAAAUCAUUCUGCCCAACAGACAAAGGCUGUAUUUGAACUGAAGGCUGAAAGAAGAUGGAUUCUAACAGGUUUGGAAAUACACAAUUUAAAAGUACAACCAUUAAAUGUACAAUCAUUCAGAAGUGUAGCCAUUUACGAAUACAAGUUUAUACACACAACUCCAGAAAUAAUUUGGGAAUUCAAAGGUCAAAGGUGAGCUAUUUUCAGAAACAGAUUACCAGGGUUUUUUUUAGUUGUUUUUAAAAAAAUAAUACAUAGUUGAUUAUUUUCAAUUGUAAUUGAUAAAAAUCAAUUGUAACUAAAUGCUUGUAAUUGAUAAAAAUCAGUUGUAACUAAAUGCUUGUAAUUGAUAAAAAUCAGUUGUAACUAAAUGCUUGUAAUCGAUAAAAUCAGUAAUUGCUUUUAAUUGAUAACAUCAGUUGUAACUAAUUGCUUGUAAUUGAUAAAAUUAGUUGUAACUAAUUGCUUGUAAUUGAUAAAACCAGGUACACCUAUCCAGAACUCCAUCAAAGACUUUUGGUCAAUGUUAAACUUUCUUAAAGUCCAGCCUUUUACUGAAAAAUUAUGGUGGAAUCGUACCAUUGCUAAACCAGUGUACAGGAGGGAAAAGGCCGCCAUUCCGUGAGUUUCUUGUAUGCGUUGAUUUUCUGUAGUAUUUUUUUUCCCUUCGGUUAUCAGCAACCAACCGUGUGAACUACUACAUCUAAUUGUCUCUUUAACAUGGCAACUUAACUUUUUAUUUCAAUUUUCAAACACAUAAUAUUUGUUACAUCUUGAACUAUAGGAGAGUGGCACAUUUAAUGAGAAAUUUAGCAAUGAGACGCACCAAAAAUCAAAAGUACAAUGGAGAACGGCUUGUCGCUCUGCCAGCUCGCAAGGUGUACCUGGAAAAGAUAACUUUGAGUGAAGAUGAAAGAAAAGUCUAUGAUGCCAUGCAGACUAAAGGACAAACUCUCAUAGGAAGGUAGUUGAAUACUUGCAUUAAACAUCUCAUCUGUAAUCAAGUUUUUUUUUAACUUCACUACAGAACUUAAAAAUACAGCUUGAAAUAAUUAUAAAGAAUAAUAAUAAAGUAUCUCAUUAUAGAUAAAAUUGUGCUUAACAUUAAGAUAAGCUUUAAAUAAUUUAUUUUUGGCAGGUUUGGUUUCAUUUUCUGAACUAAAUUUUUUUUUUUUUAAAUGACAAGAAAAAAUAAUUUUUUUUCGCAUUAUUACUUCUCUGAGUGUUUGUAUGCUAUGAUAAUUUUUUUUCUUAAAUAAUCAUUUUACUCAGGUACUUUCAAAAUGAAACGUUGCUUCAUAAUUAUGGUCAGGUGCUGGCAAUACUAAUGAGACUACGCCAGCUGUGUUGCCAUCCUCAGCUGGUAGCUAAGGCUUUGGCCAAAGUUAAAGAAAAUGACCCUGGUAUGUCUUGAAUUAUAAUAUUUUAAAUACAAAUAAUAAAUUGUACAUGAUUUUUAAUAAAAAAUUUUAACACUUAGAGUAUGUUUAUUAAUAAUUGUUAGAGUUACUGGGUUACAUCAUAUUAUGCUACUUUUUCUUUUGUAAGGAUAAAAGCCAAGAUGUUUAAUUUACAAAACAUGUCUGUUUUCAAAAUAUAUUAUAUACUAAACUUCAAUUAAAUUUGACAUUCUGACAGUAGAUUUAAAUAUUCUUUAACAUCCUUUGAUAUAGUUUUGAAUUUUAAUUUUUUUAAAUAUUAUAUGUUGUAAAUUUAAAAUUGAACCAAAAUCAAUAUCUCUAAUGAAAAUAAUAACCACAGUGUUACAUUAUAUUUUCUUUUAUUAGACUUUUUUUCUUAACGAUCCAUGAUUCUUUACAUGAAUCUUAAAAUGUCUUUACUCCUAUCAUUGCAGAAGAUAAAAAUGAUACUACCAAAAAGAAACUUAUUGAUCAACUUAUGACUGUACUGUUAUCUGGCUCUGAUGAGGAAUGUGUCAUUUGUCUGGAGAGUUUAAAUAAUGCAGUCAUCACCCCAUGUGCUCAUGUCUACUGCAGGCCUUGCAUUGAAGCAGUGCUUAAAACUAAAAAGGUAUUUGCAAUAAAACAUGAAUGUAGGUCAAAUGUCAGGGGCAAGUCCAGACAAAAUAAGUUGAAAAUAUAUUAGAAAUUUUAAGAUGCAAAAUAUUCAUCUCCACUAACCCUGUCAUCCAUCCCUGUGGCACUAUAGCCCAUGUAUGGCUUUGACCUGCCUCACCACAUGCUUCCACUCAGACCUGAUGCUUUUCUUUUACAUGCUUCGAUUCCCAGCUGCUGUAGAUCCCUCUCCACAUCAUCCAUCCAUCUAAGCCUAGGUCUGCCUUUGAGCUUCUUUCCUCUGGGGUUUUGGUGGUGCACCCUCUUCACCCUCAUUUCAGAUAUUUUCUGAAAAUCAAAGAAUUAGAGAACAGAUUGGUCCCAAGUGCUCAAUAAUAUAUAUGGGGCACUGCUUUCAAGCUGCGUUAAGUAAAUAAGUAAUGGAAUGAGAUAUGUUAAGCCUCGAAAAUAGAAGACAGGACAAUCUAGCUUAAAUGUCUGUUCAACGUCCUGUCUUUUUUCAAGCCUAAAUGUAUCUUGUUCAACUAUUAUCUACUUACAAAGUGCUCAACCAAUGUCCCUGUGAAAUGAGCUACUUUUUCUGUGUUCGUGUACAAUAUGGGUGUACGGAUAUACUUUGCCUCCACUGUAAGACUUAGUUGCAUAGGACUUCUCUAAUAUAACCUUGUUUAUUGGUGUCACAUGGUAUCGCCUCUUUCAAUCUUAACAUUAAACACAUGCUUAUUGGGAAACUUGUUUUAAAUACAAGAGAGAUUUUAAACCUGUUUACCUUUUUUCUUGGUAUGUGGAAUAUUACUUUAAAAAUUGUUUACCUUUUUUCUUUGUAUCUGGAAUAUUACUUUAAAAAUUGUUUACCUUUUUUCUUUGUAUGUGGAAUAUUACUUUAAAAAUUGUUUACCUUUUUUCUUUGUAUGUGGAAUAUUACUUUAAAAAUUGUUUACCUUUUUUCUUUGUAUGUGGAAUAUUACAUUAAAAAUUGUUUACCUUUUUUCUUGGUAUGUGGAAUAUUACUUUAAAAAUUGUUUACCUUUUUUCUUGGUAUGUGGAAUAUUACUUUAAAAAAAUUAAAUGUUUAAAUCAUCAUUGGCCCUGGUUUUAAUAAAAAAAUUAAUUAAUUUAUACUAAAAAGUAAGCCAUGCUUGUGUUAACAUUAAUUUAUCAUGCCAUUAGGUUAUCUUCAAUAUCUGAUGAUCAUUUCGAACACUUGCAAUGAACUAAACUCUCACACGCAAAAAAUAAAUCUUUUAAAAAAUAGCUGCUUGCAAAGGUUUUUUUUUAAUUUAUCAUUUUAUUCUGAUGGUAAUUAAUUUUUAAAAUGGGCCAUUACAUAAAGGGGAAAAUUAAUUUUAAAAAACUUUUGAAGAAUAAUUACAUCAACUUCUACACUUCCAUGCUAAUUCAUAAUUGUAAAAGAAAGGAUUUUUAAAUAAAUUUUUCUUUAGUCUGAGCAGUGCCCUCUUUGCCGUGGGGAUGUUGAAAAAAACCAGCUCAUCGAAGUUCCCAAGGAGCAAAAUGACGGAGACACAGCUGGGAUGGAUUCUGAUGACUGGCAGUCUAGUUCUAAAGUAAGUCACAGUGAAACACUCAAAUGCUUUUUGUAGUAUAAUUUUAUAAUCAAUAAUGUUGUUGGUGCAUUCUAUAGUCAGAACUAGGAAUUAACUAUUUUCUUAUUAUAUUUGAAAUAUUUGUAAUUAUAUUUAUACCAAAUUUGCAAGGUCAUAUCCAGACUUUUUAAGGAUUAGAAAAUUUACCAGCUUACUGGGAAUAUUUAUUCUGUUACACCGAAAGAGAGGCGAAAGAGAGACGUCAUCAUAUUUUAAGAAGCACUGAGAUUGCACAGCAUAUGUUGAACUGGAAAAGAUGAAAGAAAGAAAAAAAAAGAGAUGUUCAAAGCAUUUUGAAUUAGUUACCAGACCUAGUGAUUUGCCCUGUACAGGUGGAUGCCCUUAUGCAAGCCCUCAAUUCAUUGCGUCAAGAAGACCCAAGAGUGAAAAGUGUUGUUGUAUCACAGUUUACAUCCUUACUAACUAUCCUGGAGAAACCCCUGUCGUAAGCUGAUAGACUAUUUAUUUAAUUUAAAAUGUACCUUUGCUUACUGCAACCAACAAAUGUCAUAUAAUUAUAGCAGUGUUAAUGCCAGAUUCCAAGUUACUUUAUAUUUCUUUUUUUUUGUGUGUUAAAAACCAGGUGUUAAGGAGAUAGCAAUCUUCAAAGUUCAACAUUUUUAGUGUUAAAAAAAAAAAUCAUAAAAUCAGCCUAAUGAUUGUAACAGUUAUAUUUUGUAACUUUUAUGGCAGGAGGCGCUUAUAGUUCAGUAAAGUUACUCAUAUAAUGUUAGCUAAUAAUGUAAGCUCAAUGUAAGCCAUGGCUUCCUGCUACUAAUUCAAUAAUUCAUUCCACUCCUCAAGACUGUCUGCCUCUCUCUGCUAAGAAGUAACAAUGUCCAAAUGAAUAGAAUGCACAGCACUUUAUUACAUAUACUAAAUAAAUCACAUAAUUCCUUGACAUCAGAAUAAUGUUGUACCAAUUAUAGUUGCAAUGCAGAGAAUAUAUAUACACACACGUUCUAUGCUUUAUCUAAUAUCCUUUCAGUAAAACCAUUUGAGAAAUUACAACAUGUCCUCUCACAUUCAAGUUAUCAUGCGCUCUCCUUUAAAAAACAUGAAUUCUCCUUCCCCUACAAAAACUGGUUCCUUUUUCUCGUUUUAUUCAUUCAUCAAAAUUAUAUCACUACACCAUUGUGUAGUGAUAAAUAAAUAGAAAUAAAUAUUAGUAUCGUGUGAAAAAUCAUAGUUAACUUGAUCAGUUACAUGCCCUACCCAUUAGAAAAAUAUACAUGGAACAACAUCGUCUGUUACAAUAAUGCUUCAGUUUCAAUGAAGCAUCUUUUACAAUGAUGCUUCAGUUUCUUUACUUAAAUUGACAUAGUUUUGUUUGAUAGCUUAAACUUUUUCUUUAUUUUUUGACUGAGAUUUUUUUUUUUAAAUUCACUAUUGUCGCCCUUAGAGGGAUAGGUAAGUAUAUUAGUUUUAGUUUUGUUGUUAUUGAUUAUGUUUAUGUGUAGUUUUUGUUUUGUUGUUAUUGAUUAUGUUUAUGUGUAGUUUUUGUUUUGGGAUUGGAGGAGGUGUUGCUCCUUGUACAAGUUUGAUUCACUCUGUAAAGUAACUGGGACCUAGGAGAAUAAUAUAAAAUGUGUUUCCUAUAAAUUUAACUUUAUAUAUCUUCCUUAUCAAUCUGCCAUUCAUUUUGCUCCUAUUUAUUUAACUACAGCAUGGAAGGCUUUGUGUACUGUCGUUUUGAUGGUUCUAUGAGUGCUGCUGAGCGCACAGAGGUGCUGAGGAAUUUUUCUCAAACUCAUGCUGGGUCUCCGACUGUUUUAUUGCUUUCUCUUAAGGCUGGUGGAGUGGGGAUCAACUUAACUGCUGCAUCCAGAGUUUUUCUCAUGGAUCCUGUAAGUAAUUGUGGUGGGUGCUUUUUGGUGUGGAAGUAAAAAAAAUGCACUUGAAAGAGAGGUACUUAGCCAAUCAAUAGCCUAUAAUACUGACAUUGUUGAAUUUUUCAAAAAUUAUAAACAGGCCUGGAAUCCUGCCUCUGAAGACCAGUGCUUUGACCGCUGUCAUAGAUUAGGUCAAACAAAAGAUGUAAUCAUUACAAAGGUAUGGAUU